AUGGUGAUAUCUGAUGAAAAAAGCAUUCUCACGAAUGUUGAACCAGAAGAAAAUCAGAUGGUGAUAUCUGAUGAAAAAAACAUUCCCACAAAUGUUGAACCAGAAGAAAAUCAGAUGGGAAUAUCUGAUGAAAAAUGCGUUGCCACGAAUGUUGAACCAAAAGACGUAGCAAAAGAGAUAGAAAUGCUCGAAACCAAUGGAGAAGGUGAGUCCUCCAAAACUAACGAGAAGAAGAAGAAAAUUGGUGACCUCUUUUCAAAACAAGAAGAACUCAUUCUCCUUGCUGGUCUUGACCAUUUUUGGAUCCGCAAAAGAAUCCAUGAUUGGGUUGCCUUUCACAUCUUCAUGAAUGGUCAUCUUCCCCACUUCACUAAGAAUCAAAUAACUGAAAAGUUACGUCGGAUGAAACUGAAAUUCGGAAGAAUUAGGGAGAAAGGAGGUUUCCGUCAUUUUGCAUCAAACACCCACGAAGCCGAUAUUUAUGAGUUGUCCAAAAAACUAUGGGACCAUGAAGUAAUUAUCACUGCCCGUAAAAAGAAAACAAACGGAGGGAACUCAAAGUAA
Molecule: messenger RNA, 564 nt
Organism: Erythranthe guttata (spotted monkey flower)
Lineage: Eukaryota; Viridiplantae; Streptophyta; Magnoliopsida; Lamiales; Phrymaceae
Source: RefSeq, a predicted model, not a curated record